CUCGCUCCCUCGCCUCGCUCUCUCGCUUUCUCGCUCCACGUCCGCUUCUACCCCCGUGCGCGUCCACCCACCCACUACGCUACGCCGCCGCCCCCUCCCUCCUUCUUAUCCCUGACUUCGCAAAGCCGUGGGCCGGCCAUGCCAGCUUCAUGUCAUGACAGCAUCCCAUUGGCGCCCCUGCGGUCCCACUUGGGACGGAGGAGCAAAAUGAAGGGAGAUACAAGGCCAUUCGGGACGUGUCACCUCGCUUAGGAGGGAUGCCGUGCCGUGUGGUCGACGGGGAUGAGUGAGUCCGGGGCAUUGCGCACCCCUCAAACAAAUCAUCCAAUCCUCUUGAGUCGCAACAUACGCUCCUGCACGCGGUAAAUGGACCAAGAUUCGCCCAUAUUCUCCAUAACAAACAUACACGGAAGCCCUCAAAUCGAGGCACCCAUAAGAAUGAAACAGGUCUCAAGUCCAUCCGCCUCCAGGUGGCAACAAUUGGCCAUGAUAACCCUUUCCUCAUUGCAGAUGGCGAGCCUCUCUCAAAUGAGACCAUGGGGGCGGUAUCGGGGUCGGGGGUUGCGGCGGGGUUGGGUCUGACAUCCAUCCGAAACCGACAUUGCCUUCGAACGGUUAACCAGGUAGCGUAUCCAUGGCUAUCCAUAUGUGGCGCUGUAUUAUGGCCCCCUUCGCUGAGAACAGCAAACCCUGCCACACUCUUCCAUGCUUCUACAUGGCUUCGAUAACGAUGGAUAAGGUUCUUCCUCUGGGUCGUGCCGGUUCGCUGCUUGCCUGGACCAAAGACCUUCUUGCUAUUGCCCGCCAUCUUCUCGCUUCAUUUCAGUGCGGAGGCGGAAGAGUCUGAUCGUCAACAACCCUCGUCGAGACGAGGGACUCCUCAAAGCAGCCAGUCCAGUCGCCGCCAUCGUGAAAAGUACCCAGUCGACCAAGAAGACUCUCGUCAGUUGAAGAAGAGUAUUCUAGCGAUCCUGAAGGGCCUCGACACCAGCACCUCACCUACUUCAACCUUUCAACCUUCUGCUGGUGAAUGAAGACAUGACAAUCCUUCCUGGCGAGCAUUUUUGAUCGACCUCGACCUCGCAAUCAGAGUGGAACGGGACGGUUUCUCCGGAGCGCGAGGUAAGACUGGCACUAGGGCGUUAUGGCUAUUGGUGUGUUAUAUCGUGAAAAGCAUUCCUUCAUGCAUGAUCUUGAAUCAUUUUUCUGGGUGCUCUUCUGGAUAUGCAUACACUACAAUGGCCCUGGGAAGGGAAGGGUUGUCGAGCGCUUCGAGGAGUGGAACUAUGUAAAUACAGAGAAGCUGGGUGACAAGAAGAAAGGGGUGAUUAGUGAUGAAGGGGACUUUCUUAGAAUUGCUGAGGAGAAUUUCACUCCAUACUACUUCAGAUUUCUUGUGCA
This is a messenger RNA of Coccidioides immitis RS, 1401 nucleotides long. RefSeq lists its product as uncharacterized. The transcript has 2 exons. The coding region runs from base 367 to 582 and encodes 71 amino acids. The record is from RefSeq and is a predicted model, not a curated record. Lineage: Eukaryota; Fungi; Ascomycota; Eurotiomycetes; Onygenales; Onygenaceae.